This is a messenger RNA of Cylicocyclus nassatus, 447 nucleotides long. The record is from the annotation of a GenBank genome assembly. NCBI's taxonomy places the organism in Eukaryota, Metazoa, Nematoda, Chromadorea, Rhabditida, Strongylidae.
AUGUCUUGCUUCCUGCUGCUUAUUCUGCUCUCCCAGAUAUUCGAAUAUUCGUUUGAAGCUGAAGCAAUCAGCAAGCAAGAGAAGCAAUCACCAUGGACACAACGAAGCAAAAUAGAAAUCACUUUUAAAGCUAGACCACGUAUAAGCAAUAAUGGCAUCGAUCACAACGUCCGUAGCCUUUUCAAUGACUAUGCUAUAAGAAAUGGUAUAACACUCGAAGACGUGAAUGUUCAUCGCAUAGAUGAUUGCUCGCAACUGCCAUCAGUAUUGAAAUACCAAGCAAAUGUUAUGGACUGCCACGAGUUUCAAAUAUAUCUGUACGAGCUCAGACCCGAAAAAUAUUGUACGAAAAUUGGUCAUGUCAAAUGCGAUCGUAUGGCGUCUACGAUAUGCCUACAUUACACCUGCUCAGACAGCGAUUACAAAGAUGUGACCAGUUGCACUUGA